Mya arenaria is the source of this 1791-nucleotide messenger RNA. RefSeq lists its product as uncharacterized. The record is from RefSeq and is a predicted model, not a curated record. Lineage: Eukaryota; Metazoa; Mollusca; Bivalvia; Myida; Myidae. The coding region runs from base 229 to 1272 and encodes 347 amino acids. The transcript has 4 exons.
AUUGACGUUUUGUUUUUGCCUUCAUUUAAACAGGUCACAUAGUUACAUUUGACACCGUACGUGUUGACCGAAUGUGGCCAGGUGAGCUCAUGUGAAAGAGAUCGAUAGCCGCUUGCUUGAAGAGUUCACAGUCACACUGAAAGCAAGGAGUAUAGACGUAAGACAAGGAUGUGCAAUGGUUAAGUCGUAGUUAUGUGGCAUUCUACAAGAUAACGCGUGAAUAUAGAAAUGAGCGGAGCCAUGAUGAAACAUUCUGUGAUAUUUAUAACCUGUGCCGCAAUUAUUGGGUUUGGUGUGACAAGCGCCCAAUCGCAAGACCCCACGGACCCACCCACCAUCACCACGAUUCAGCCCACCCCUGCCAAGCCCGCCACCACGGCCGGUAAUGGGACCGAUAAUUCCACCAGCACCGCAUCACCUGCUCCCACUGCACAGGACACGUCAACUUCCACGUGCUCGGCGGGUGAAUGUGGAACAUUACAGACCGGCGUGUCAACAAGCAUCGUUAUGUCGUCGAUUAAGAGCUCGUCGACAAGUUCGAGCGCUAAUUUGACGUCAUCAGUAAUUGUAAAUAAAUCGACGACAUCUAUUGUUAACACUGCUAUAUUAAAGCCAAGUUCAUCGGUGUUGUCAACGUCAGAAUCUCUAUCGCAGUCUUCCGCUGUGAGCUCGUCAACAAUCACUACUACGUCUGUAAUUGUAUCAACAACAGGAGUAUCUUUAAAUUCAAAUUCCAGUAUAGCUUUGACGGCGUCGUCGAGCAUUCAGAUCACAAGUGUGGUCAGUUCUAUGGCCGAAACCACUAGUUUGAGUUCCACCGUUACACAGAAAACGUCUGUUUCAAAAGCGGACAAUACUUCGUCCACAAUUGUAUUAACGACGUCCACCUUAUUUAAUACAACCACCGUUAGUUCAGUACCAAUUUCCAGCAGUGCAUCGACAUCCAAAAUACAGCCAACCUCCAGCUCCAGCGCCACUAUGGCGCCGAGCCGUCCUCCGACGACCUCUGUUCCGGAAGAACCGACGACUUCUCAGACGCCUGGUGAGGCGCGGCCUAUGCCAGCACACUCAGGGAUGUCCGGGGCGGGCAAGGCUGCCCUUGGCGUCUUCAUUACCGCCGCUAUUGUGUUGUUCAUAAUUGGCGCCAUGUACCUCAGAAGGAACCGGUGUUUCCGGAACCGCGGGACCACGACGUCCUCGUCUAUUGCCUACAAGUCCUGGAAGUUCACGGACGACCACGACGCCUAUGGGUCUGUCUCAAUUGACCACUAAACACGGCAUGGAAAGGGGGUGGAAUUCCUCACGAGUGCACGGGGUCUUCGUGCAAAACAACACCGUAACUUUGAUCUGACGUGAAAACAGCUGACUUUCCUGAUUUUUGGGAUACCUUUACAGGCCUGGUUUUGUUGGACAUUUGUAAAUCCAGGACAAAAUUUUUUUUGUUAAUUUCAUUACAUGCAUUCCAUUUAUGUUCUUCAACUUAAAAGUCCGUUUCAACCAAAUGCGUUCUACUUUGUGGAAUUAUUUAGCGGUUAUGAUGUCAUCUUGGUUCCUGCUUGAUUUGAUCAUUUUCCUGAUCAUUGCGCACACCAAAGUACAGUUGAAUAACUGUGAUUUAUAACUGUUAGAAAUUGUAUACAUGUUUACGUACAGAUCUAUUUUGAAAAUCAAUGUUAAUUUUUGUAACACUAGAAGCGAGUGAUGCUUGCUUGUAUAUAAGGGAGUUUGUUAUAAUAUUACAUACAUUCUUUGCAAUUGUUAGUGAUAUUUUUGAAUAAAUAUACAUGCUUA